AUGGAGGAAAAAGAGAGUGGAGUGGCAGCCAUGGCGAAGUGCUACCAGAGGUUCGAUCCAGCGGCGUAUCUUCAGUAUAAUUACACUCCACCCAGGGCCGACUUCGAGAGGAAGGACAGCAUUGUGCCCUGGAAACUGGCCUGCUUGCACAGGGCCUUUACUGAAGGGGAUGUUAGCGGUAAGCUACUGGUGGACAUUGGAUCUGGGCCCACUUUGUACCAGGUCCUUAGUGGCUGUGAGAUUUUCAGUCAGGUGGUUCUGACUGACUUCCUGGAGGUGAACCGACAAACGCUGAGGCGCUGGCUGGAGGACAAAAAUGGAUGUGGACUGGACUGGACUCCAUAUCUGCAGCAUGUCUGCAAGCUGGAGGGACGACGGCCCACAGCGUGGACAGAGAAAGCAGCGAAGCUCCGCAAGGUGAUCACUGACAUCCUUCCAGUCGACGUCCACCGCCCUCAUCCUGUGGAUCCAGAAGCUUUGCCUCCAUCAGGAGCCGACUGCUUGGUGUCCUGCUUCUGUUUAGAGAGUGUCAGCCCUGACCUGGCCACUUUCACCAAAGCUCUGGGUCACAUCCAGAAGCUCCUGCGGCCUGGUGGCCACCUCAUGCUCAUUGGCGCUCUGGGGGAGAGCUACUAUUUUGGGGGACCAGGGGUUAAGAUCCCAGUGGUCCCUCUAAAUGAGGCCCAAGUAUGUUCUAGUCUGAGGGAAAGUGGCUUCACCCUGAUCAGGCUGGAAGUGUACACACUUCCUGAAGACAUGAGGGUGGGGGUGGAUGAUGUGACUGGGGUGUUUUUCGUGAAGGCAAGAAAGGAAUCGGACUGA
Molecule: messenger RNA, 822 nt
Organism: Synchiropus splendidus (mandarinfish)
Lineage: Eukaryota; Metazoa; Chordata; Actinopteri; Syngnathiformes; Callionymidae
Product: phenylethanolamine N-methyltransferase
Exons: 3
Coding region: 1-822 (273 amino acids)
Cellular component (GO): cytosol
Molecular function (GO): phenylethanolamine N-methyltransferase activity
Source: RefSeq, a predicted model, not a curated record